GAUGAGAUCCUUGGUGACAUCUCCAGUUUUCCUUAUGAAGAAGAAACUGUUCAACUUACUCCACUGGCUGAUGCCAAAAACAUUUAUUCCCCUUUAUACCAUGGUGUCAUUUUCUCAGAUACCUUACAAGACUGUCAUUGACAGAUCAGAAUGGCAGGAAAAGGUUGUGAAGAGGACUGUACUCAUGUCAGCAUUGAUGGCUGGAAUUGGUGGAGCUUUAAUGGCACUGAGAAUAGUGAAGAAAGACAUCAAAUUGUUUUGAAAAGUUAUUUAAUAACUGCAUGAUGUAUGAAUUAUUUAAAUAGUACAUAAUUUUAGACGA
Messenger RNA from Pocillopora damicornis (cauliflower coral), 322 nucleotides. RefSeq names its product kynurenine 3-monooxygenase. Gene Ontology annotation, cellular component: mitochondrial outer membrane. The record is from RefSeq and is a predicted model, not a curated record. NCBI's taxonomy places the organism in Eukaryota, Metazoa, Cnidaria, Anthozoa, Scleractinia, Pocilloporidae. Gene Ontology annotation, molecular function: kynurenine 3-monooxygenase activity; FAD binding. Gene Ontology annotation, biological process: L-tryptophan catabolic process; quinolinate biosynthetic process.